Molecule: messenger RNA, 3413 nt
Organism: Micropterus salmoides (largemouth bass)
Lineage: Eukaryota; Metazoa; Chordata; Actinopteri; Centrarchiformes; Centrarchidae
Product: endophilin-A2-like
Biological process (GO): synaptic vesicle uncoating
Cellular component (GO): presynapse; glutamatergic synapse; cytoplasm
Molecular function (GO): protein binding
Source: RefSeq, a predicted model, not a curated record
AUGGUGAGUGAGAAGGUUGGAGGUGCGGAGGGAACCAAACUGGAUGAAGACUUCAAGGACCUCGAGAGGAGAGCAGAUAUCACCAGCAAAGCAGUGGUGGAAGUCAUCACUAAAACAUCAGAGUACCUCCAGCCUAAUCCGGCAACGAGAGCUAAGCUUUCCAUGCUGAACACAGUGUCCAAAAUCCGCGGGCAGGUGAAGAGUCCGGGCUACCCCCAGCCUGAGGGCCUCCUGGGGGAGUGCAUGACUAAGUAUGGACAGGAUAUGGGCUACGACACCAACUUUGGUGGGGCUUUAAUAGAUUUUGGGGAGUCAAUGAAGAGGAUGUCUGAGGUCAAGGACUCUUUGGAUAUUGAUGUGAAGCAGAACUUUAUUGACCCACUGCAGGGAGUUGCUGAGAAGGAUAUCAGAGACAUUCAGCACCACCUGAAGAAGCUGGAGGGUCGCCGGCUGGACUAUGACUAUAAAAAGAAACGGCAAGGUAAAAUUCCAGAAGAAGAGAUCAAGCAGGCCCUGGAGAAGUUCCACGAGUCCAAAGAGCUGGCUGAAAGCUCCAUGCACAACCUGCUGGAAACAGAUGUGGAGCAGGUGAGUCAGCUGUCUUCUUUAGUGGAGUCUCUGCUGCAGUACCACAAACAGGCCUCGCAAAUCCUGGAGGAGCUUUCUGACAAACUGAGAGAAAGGAUGAAUGAUGCUCAGUCUCGUCCAAGGCGUGAAUACACACCUAAACCCAGACCAUCCUUUGACUAUGGAGAAGAAUCCAACGGAGGAUACUCACCAUCUGCAACAAGCCCUUCAGCUUACUCCUCUGCCCCAGCGCAAUAUCCAGUUCCAUCCUUCCAAAGAGCCUCCAUCAAGAGCAGACAGCAGCCGUGCUGUAAAGCCCUGUAUGACUUUGAGCCAGAGAACGACGGAGAACUGGGCUUCCACGAGGGCGACAUCAUCACCUUGGUCAAUCAGAUCGAUGAGAACUGGUUCGAGGGAAGCCUUCGCGGCAAAUCAGGAUUCUUCCCCAACAACUAUGUUGAAGUGGUGGUGCCUUUGUCACACUGAAAUCAGCAAGGCAAGAGGGUGACAGCGUGAUGGAGAGGAUGAAUAGGGUGAAUUAUUAACUUUCUAUGAUCAACAGAUAUUUUUCCUUAAUUGUAAUUAAAGGGUAAACAUCUCAAGAUGGACCUAAUUUUGUAUUUAGGAGUUAUCUGAGGAAAGAGCCUAUUUUAUUCCGUCACAUUAUGCCAAUAUUUAAUGGAUUUUUAAAAACAGUAAGAACAGAGGGAUGUUCAAUCAGAACAAUGAGGGUAUGUUUGGGUGCAUUUACCUUAUCCUCACAUCCUUACACUCGUUCUCUAUGCACCUGAGCACUUCAUACACUACACCUCCACCACUGGGACUGAUCAAAGCAACAUCCACAAACACUUGCAGCAACUUUAUUCGUAGCCUAUUUUAUAUUCACAAGAUGAUAUUUCUUAUUCUAUGUAUUGUUCAUAUUGGUACGACACCCGUGCAUGUAUACACAUGCUUUCUUCUAAGCAGUUUUCUACACUCCCAGUUUUCAUUACUGUGCCUUCAGGCUUUAGUACUGUUGUCAUCAUAGUGUAGUUGGAGUCAACAUGGAGGAAUGGCUGCCUUUUGUCGAUGUAUUGAGACUAUCCUCUACUGCCACCUGGUGGAACUAAAAAUACAGAUAUAUUUAAAAAUAGCUGGAGCCACUCAGCAGGAAAUAUAUACUGAUUGCUGUAUGAAAUGUUUUUUUUCAUUCUUAACACUACUGUUUAUCAGACACUUAUUCAAGACAAAAAAAGGUAAUUUCUAAAGAGCGAGGGGGUGUCCAUAAAUAUGCUUAGCUUUAUAAUCUUUAUCACACCAAUAGUUGCUAAGUUGUUAAUGCUUUAAUUUACCUUCAGCUCUUCAUGUUUCUCACUGCACUCCACUCUCUUCUCUUAGAGCUGUUGCCAAAGAAAGGUUGCACACUUUCCAGAUUGGAUGAGGCUGCUGUUUGUCAUUAAAAGAAAACAUGUUUCAUACAGCCUAUUUACUUCACAGUUUUUAAAAUGAAAAUUAGACAUUUCUUGCCACUACAGUGCAACCCACAACUAUGUGACAUGAUUCACCCCUGCCCCAGAAAUGUUGCAGCAUCACACCAAAGCCAUAUGCAUGCAUCUUUCGGUUCCACUAUUCUCUCAGGCUCUAUUGAUACUGCUGGCAGUGUCGCUCACAAUAUUUUGUGGCCCUUUGCUUAACUGUUGUCAGUGAUUUUUCAGUCUGUGAUUUGUUUUCCCCCUAUAGUCCUGGGCUAAGCUUGGCUUUAGUACUCUAACCUGUAAUUUGGAGCAUGGAAAUUAAUCUGAUGUGUUUCGGGUGUUUUUGUACCGGCCUCAGUUUUCAGGCUGAAACUGUGCACCAGACCUGACAGAAAAUGCUAUCUCCAAACUACUGCGUUAAUAAUUUACUAAUAAUGAGGAAGGCCUGUACACAAUAGCCGGUUUCAGUUUCAAUUAAGUCUAUUACAAGCUGACUAUGGGCUGUGAGGGUUUGUGCUGUUCACUAAAAUGCCAACUUUCUCCUCUUGUCAUGAUCCCCUUGUUAGACCGCCCCCCGCCCCACUCAUCUCUCCAGUCUCUGUUAAAAUUGGGAGCGGAACAGACAGGUCUUUUCAGCAGGGAAGGGCACACAGCAGUGGCCCUCCCUCCCCCACUGGUCUUUAUUCACCACCUGCCCCUGUGCCCCGACCCCCUUUCUCAUUAUCGGCCCCAUCCCAAUCCCAUGGUUCCUCUGGAGCUCAGUCUCCUGGUCCUUCCCUGGAAUAAUCUCUUCAUUGUUCGUACAUAUCGUAGCAUGUGCCUCUUAAAUGUUAUGUUUGCAUGCCUCCUAUGUUUCAUUCAUGUUAUAUAUAUAUAUAUAUAUAGGGCCAGGGGUUUUGGCUGUGCAGAGUAAUAACUGUGGUUCAGGUGUGGGUUUACAUGCCUCAUUACACUAAGUCAAAAGCCCAAAGUUGGAGAGGGAAAAGGAGGGUCAGGGGUUCAGGAUCAGCUUGUGUAAUGUUGAUGGUGAAUAAUGUUGUGAAACAAAGGGAUGAGAUCAGUUCUUGUGUGCUGCUGCAGUCACAGCAAGUAUUAUCAGACUUUAAAGCUUUAUUUUAUUAUGCCUAAUGUUAAUGGAAUUUUUCUGUGAUAAAAUGUAACUGCUUUGCAUGUGUCUUCAUUACACCUUCUGUGUCUUAGGCAAUGCCUUAUUCUUGUAAUUGUGACACUGUGGGGAGACUAAACGUGGGAUUAUCCUGGAUUAUCUUUAGGAUAUAUGGAUUACCUCUAUACUAAGUGUAAUCUUCUUUGUAUUGUAUAUUUUUGUUACUCUGUAAAAGGGAAUGGAUGCUGUUCAUUCACUUCUUCAAAUAAAUAAUUAAGUCAUUUGGC